AUCAACUGUGUAGCCCUCAUAAAACUUAAUUUCAGAGAAUUAUUGGCACAUUGCUUUAAAGGAAUUGUGUCAUGUUGAUAAGGAUGUAACACUUAUAGAGUCUCAAAGGGAGAAAGUUUUUUUAUUUGGUCAUAUGACAAAACAAGACAGGUUUGCUUUUAUAGUAAUGAUUAAUAUCAGGUGCUAAAUCAACAGUUUCUUUGCUUCAUCAUCUUAAUGACAAGAUAGAAACCAGGCAAAAGUUUAAUGGCAGAAGGUAAGGUUCAAAAAGUUCAAGUUUGUAUGUUCAAAGUCAGAUAAGAAAUUUGGCAGGAUUUCCCGCUUUUUACAGUUUUUCACUUUUCUUCCUUUCCUUAAACAUCAGGUAUGAUGUGGAGUGAGUUUAUGUCAUUUGUUUUAAAUUCAAAGCUGUAAAAGAAUCAGGUUUUUGGAUCAGCUCACACUGCUCUGAUUUUCAUUUUGGAUGCUUGACAAUCAACCGUUUGCAUAUGAAUGUUUGAUCUGCUUGUCAGAACAGAGUAGCUCAAAACAACUCAAGUAAACACUGCCGAUUAUGCCAAACUCAGUGCAUGCCUACAUUUUGCAAAACAAGGUAGGAUUUCUGUACGUAUGCAAUAUUUUCUAAUUGUUUUGUUGGUGAUAAAAGGUUUCCAUAUUUCCUGUAUUUGAUGUUGUGUCUAAGAUCGAUCAUCUUUGUGAAAUGCAGUGUGAAGGUUUUGCCACAACUGACAUGAACAUGUGGGUGAAAGUUGACUCCUGUUCAGUUAGAUAAGUUACAAGUCGUCAAUGGGGGAUGAAAGUCCAUGGCUACCAUGAUGAAAGACUCUAUGUAGGUUAUUGUAGUUAUCCAAAGUCCAGCACUUAUUUCACUACAACAACAGAGUGGAGUAAGACCUUGGCGAGUGAACAUGAAAACAGCACCGUUGACUGCUUUCUGCACUGAUAAGUUGGUUGUUGAACAGUUGACCAGUGAUGGAGAAUGCCAGUGUACCAUCAGCUAUCAACCCACCACCAAUGGAGAUUUGUGUGUCCAACAACUGUUUGGUGUCUGCAGAGACGGGAAAUCACGUACACAAUAUGGAGACUGCCUUGACAGAUAUCAGUGGUCGCUUCACUGCAGACAGGAGGUCAGGCCUUGUGCAAUCCUAUCACAAUGCGAUGCAGUCAAUAGAAGUAGGGCAGAGGUGUGUCAAGCUGAGGAGGACUACCGUGGUUAUGAUGGAGAGCUGGGUCUGUGUAUUUGCAGAGAGCCUUCUGGCAGAGCUGCAUGUGGUGGCCUGUGCAGGAGGAAGCUAGCUAGUGAACUGGAGCUCCAGUGUCAUUCAGAUGGAAACACUGAAUUGGUGUGGAGCCAUGAAAAUCAGGUGUCGAGGGUCUCAGGCAUCGUGCUUGAGACGAUUUUCAAACAGGGGGACUCCCAGGAGAAUCUAUUGUGCAACAGCUAUCUUAACUCCUCGCGUCCUGUGUACAUUGUUCAAACAACAGAAAGUGGAUUCUUCGGUGUCCUCAGCGGCCUCCCAAAAGAGCUUCAACAACUGUUUCCUGACACCACACAGUGGGACUUUCAGAGCUCAGCAGAGAAAGAUUAUGACUUCUUUCAUGAGGUCAGCAGUGUUGAAAAUACCAGUUAUGGGGGAAGAGACAUUAACUCCAGGAAGUGGAGAGGAGAUGAGAGUGAUAUGGAGGAGUCAAGUUUAUCUGGAGUCUUGAAUCCAACAACAUGUCUCCAUCUGGGUGAUAUUUUACUGUUCACUGUCAACACACUUCAUUACCCACAAUAUGACAAUUACAACCUAUACAACACAAACAGUGACUUUGACUGGGGUCCAUUUAGAUUGUUAAAAGAAGAGAUGACACUGUCUUGGACUCCUCCAGCCUUCUUUUCGUUGGAUUUCAGCCAACCUGGAGUUUACGUAUUCACACUAAGCAGCCAUCAGCACAAACACUUGUAUGUUCGAGUGAUGCCAGCAGGUGGUCAGUGUUAUGAGUCUGGCCCCUUCUUCCCUACCAUCCCUCGUCAUGUGACCAGGAUGGGAAUCAACAGGAGACGGGAUUUGUUACUUCAGCCGGACUGGCUGGUGACUGGAGGACUGGUUUUUGGUGCUGUGGUCAUCCUCUGUUUAUGUGUGACAGUGCUGAUCCUGUUCCGUGAAUAUGGAUGGCCUGAGAAGGACCCCAUCAAAGUGCGGUAUCGCUUGUUGCAGUUGGCUUAUCAGAUGGAUGACUACGCAUCAAAAGGUUCAAGGGUGAUCUCACUAAGGAAGACUCACCGAAAACAACAAGCUAGAAUGACGCAAGACUCUAUUCAGCCAGUCUGCACAGAUGCUUUGGAAGAAUUUUGGGAUUAUGAACACCAGGUGGAUCUGGAGGCAUUUAGCAGCAACACCUUUUACAGUCUCCUACUCAAACAAAGCCUGUCUGUUACUACAAGGCUGGGGAAGCUCACCACUGAGGUAAAGGAACUAUAUCAGGGGGUGCUUGAGAAAUUGCAGCUUCUCCACCCACGGAUGAUAGCUGAGGAGAGGGUGGAGGAGGGUUACGAGAGGAUGAGGAGAGAGAUGGAGAGGGAGGUGGUCCGACGAAAGUCAUUGGCAUCACAGCUGAGGACUUUACUCGACAGUCAGCUGCAGGUCCUGAGUAGAGAGCAACAUGCCAAGCAGAGGGUCUACAGUAUGUUUAUGUGUCAGCUCAGAGAGUGCACCAGACUCCUGUCCAAGAUGUACAAUAACCAGCCCUCCUGCGACCUGCACCAGCAAAUUUUCACCCAGAAGCUAACAUCCCUUGUAGGUGGAAUGGGAGAGUUGGUGUCUGCAGAGUGCCGCCGUCAGGGGGCAUGGGGUUUAUUGGGUGAGGGCACGGGGGCAAAGCUGCUCUGCCCCGACACCGGAACUGUUCUGACCAAAGAUGACAUGUUUGGUCCUGAUGGGUCUUUGCAAGUCUCUCGUACAGUCCACUGUGAUUCAGUCACGGGCCUCAUAAGGCCAAAUCCUCACAGCCAUAUGCUACUCAGCAGUGGCCACACCAUGGCAGUACCACCUGAGUUCUUCAUCCACCCACAGACGGGCAGAGUUAUGCCCAUCACUGGCAAUGUGGCCUUUGAUCCUUCCAGCUCUACAUUAGUGUUCACCACUGACCUUUGUACAGGUAACAAGAAAGGUGACAACAGAAAAUGGGACAGGCCCCUUAUUCCUUUCAUUCCUUACCCAACCUCUUGCCACUCAGACCAGCCUCUUCCCAGUGCUCGGCUCAAAGGCCUCAGACUGGGCCAAAAGCUCCAGCUGGGUAUUCCCAUGACAGAUCCAGAGACAGGAGUUCUGGUUCCCAUUCUGGCCGUAACCAUCCACCCACAGACUGGAUUGGUGUACCCACUGGGACGGCUUCAUACCUGUCCGCUAACACACCUUCCACAACCCAUACAGAUUGGUUAUCCCAUGCUGGACUCCCGGACGGGGAAUGUUGUGCUUACUGUUGGGGUCAGUUUAGAUCCAGUAACAGGAGAUGUGCUGCCAGUAGGUGGAGUCCUGCUGGCCGAGUCCUUCCUGGAACCUCUUAGUGGACGGAUGGUAAAAGUGGGAGGGGCCAGCAUGAGGGCUGGACAGCUGGUUCCAAAUGCAGGAGGUUACCAAACUCUACUAGAAAGCAAGGUCCUGGCAGCAAUGUUCAAAGUACUGGAUAUCCUGAAGCCUCUAAACGAAGAGUGGGGUUCAGAUCCAACUUUACAACAUUUGCAGCCCCAUCUGGGCAAUGAGAAUGCAAAUGGUCGACAAGAUCAUCUUCUUGCUGUGACCAAAGAGCUUGAGCAGGCCUGGGGAAGGAGCCUGCACUGCCAGCUGCAGCUGCAGACCAGACUGGAGAUGCUGCUGGACUGGGCCAUGGGUCUCCAGCAAGAUGGAGGAAUUUUGGGAGACAUGCCUCUGCCCAGUUCGGACAUGUGUGUGCCAGCUCUACUUGGGAUGGACUACCCUGACCCUGUGGGAUCUGGUCUUAGCGUGCCGGUGCUUGGUAGUCAGAUAGAUCCUGACUCUGGGAAUACAAUACCAUUAGCUGGGACCAUGGAGGAUCCAGAUGGAAAAGGAAUGGUGGCGAUCCGUUAUGGGUCUCAGACUGUAGAUCCCGUGACUGGGCUGUUAGCCCCAGUGGUUGGAGCAAGGCUGGACGUGGUUAAAAAAAUCAUUGUGCCUGUCACAGCUUCAUACUGGCUUAUGAUGGCAGAACAACUUGACAGUGUGCAGGCAGAGGCACUGCAGAGGGAAGUGUGUUUGAGGAACACUUACUGGCAGCAGCAAAGGCAGCGUGAAGAAGAUAUUCUUACUGAUCUGGACUCAGCUUUACACCAGUGUCUCACCAAAGCCACAGACACAAACUCUUAUCAGGCCCAGUGGUCAGGGAGGCUGAGGGAAGCAACCAUGGAGAUGCAAGAUGCAGCACAGACUGAAGCCCAGAGGAAAGCAUCUCAGCACUCCUACUUGGCUCUGAUCCUACCAUCACAUGUGUUACACAUCCUGACAAUGGGUGACGAAGAGGAAUGGGACCAGCAGUGUGUUUGGCACUCAGCACUCAUGUCUGGCCUAGAUAAAGUGGAUGUGUGUAUGGAUCAGCUGCAACAAGAAAACGAAAAAAGGACGACAGAGGCAGGAGACUGGUCUACAAAACUCCACGCAAUGGACAGAGAGCUGAGACAGAAAGAGUUGUGGGAGCAGUGUAAUUGCAGACAGACAGAGUUGGAAGCUGCUUUCUGUUCGCUGCAUUUUGUCAGACUACUAUCUCAACUUCAUGCCAACACAGCCCAGGCAGUACUGUGUGGGAACUUUUGGUUCAAGGAUUAUGGUUUGGUCCAUUGCAGCAGGCAUAGACCAAAUAUGAAGUGGAUUGGUUUGCUCCAACAGAGAGCUUUGCCUCUGCUUGAACGACUGAAUCAGCUCUUGGAUGAAAAACAGUCAAGCAGCUUCUCCCCCAACACCUGCAGUCAGCACAUCUCUGCAACAGAUACAAUGCCAGACAGUGGUUUGUUAACGAAGCAGACAUAUUGUUUGGAGAUGCCCUCUAGAGUCUGGACAGCCUCUGUGCCUGGAGUGAAAGGAAUCUCAGCCCAGUGUUUGAAGGAGCCUGGAAAUAUUGCUCAGAGUCUUCAAGCCAGCUUAGCACUGACACACAACUCACAAAGACACACAGCAUUGUCUGGGAUUCACUCUCCGGGGAGCCAACAAUUGAAGGAUUCUGCCCAGUCUAUACACAUCGCCAUCCCAACUAUUCCAGAGGUGCAGUGGACAAGGCUGCUGGAGCUCUCUCCUCUGUUCCAGCUGUUAAAGGGGGUGGAGGAACAGCUAAAGGUCUGGGCUGGUAAGAUGGGGCUUACUGGAGGAGAGAUCCAUGGCAGAGGUAAAAAUUUUAUAGAUGUCCUUGAUGCUCAAUGGGAAUGUGAGGGAGAACUGAUUCCUUUGGACCUGUCGGUCCUCAGCCCUAGGGAAUUCCUGGUCUACCAACAUGGACUAUUCCUGAUGCAAACACUCCACAAUCUAAAACUGACUUCAAACAUUUCACUUCAGAUAGCAGCUAGCCUCCCAGACAACAACUAUUUCAACAACGCUUUCAGAAAUUCUUUCUUUUAUCAGGAGGCAGAGGAGACCCUUUUUGUCCGUCGUCAGAGGCUCCAGUCAGUUGGAGGUUUCUCUCUCAUGUUACUUCACUGUCUGUCCCAUGUCAAAAUUAAGGACAUGAGCUCCGACUCCAGUCCUGCUUUCCAAAGGCUUUUCUUCAAGACUCUACAGGAAUGCCUGGGAGAGCUGUUUCAGGCCAGAUUGGGCAUGCAACCUUCUGGACAGGAAACCAAUUUGUGUGUUUGGAUUCAGGAGCAGGAGCCCUCCCUGGGGGACUUAAAGGAGGCUUUGCUAGACUCCCAUACUACCUCCCUGCUUCACAAGCUCCGUAAACCAAGCAAAGGACUGCUGUCUGAAGAUCAGGUUGAGAAAAUGCAGAAGAAGCAUAAAGAAACAGCCCUGUUUUCUCAUCUUGAAGGACUUUUGAGAGAGAGAUGUUCUGAGGCUGCAGAGAAAGAAGACCAGAUGGGGUGAACACAAGUCUUUAUGGCUUCUACACUCAUUGACAGUGACAGUCUAAAUCCAUGUGGAGGCCCAAGCAAACCUUAUUUCUGGUUAUUUCUGGUUUCAAAUAAAAAGAAUGGUUAUCAGCGUUCGUAAAAAAAUAAUGCUAUAAUCUUGUAGUAUUAAAGUGUACAUAUUGGGUGCGACUUUUCUUUAUAAACACUGUAACUGACAUCAAAUGAUUUACUGCAGAGCACAGGAUGAAAUAAACAAUUGAAUCAGCAUCCUGUAAAUUAAAGUCUCUAUUUAU
Melanotaenia boesemani (Boeseman's rainbowfish) is the source of this 6351-nucleotide messenger RNA. RefSeq lists its product as uncharacterized. Bases 909 to 6071 code for a protein of 1720 amino acids. Lineage: Eukaryota; Metazoa; Chordata; Actinopteri; Atheriniformes; Melanotaeniidae. The record is from RefSeq and is a predicted model, not a curated record. The transcript has 33 exons.